This is a messenger RNA of Closterium sp. Yama58-4, 1665 nucleotides long. The record is from the annotation of a GenBank genome assembly. NCBI's taxonomy places the organism in Eukaryota, Viridiplantae, Streptophyta, Zygnematophyceae, Desmidiales, Closteriaceae.
AUGUACACGGCAGAAGGCGAGUUUAUCCCCCAUGUGUCUGCAUACGCGGACGAGGCGCCAAUCACGGAGGAGGGGUGCAGGGUUGCGGUGAAUUCGUAUGUGGAUGAGCAGUUGGCGCAAGCUCCCCCACCGCUGAAUUUGUCUGCGACCAAGCAGCCGCUCAUUCAGCCGCUGCUCUUCUUCCUGCACAUUCCGCGCACAGGAGGAAGGACGUACCACAUGUGCUUCCUGAAGCCAUUGUACCCGCUCAGCUUGCGCUGCCCUCGCUCUUACGACACCCUGCGACUCGACCCUGCCAAGCCCGAGUGCCGUCUCCUCUCGACGCACAACGACUACUCGCUGAUGUCGCGCCUGCCGGUGCACAACACGAGCAUCAUCACCAACAUCCGCGACCCCGUGGACCGCCUCCUCAGCUCCUACGAGUUCACCAUCGAGACCGCCUCGCGCUCCCUGCGCUGGGUGCCGGGCCUCAACCCUGGCCAGAACCUGCUCAAGGUCCGCAGGAGGCAGCGGCAGAGCGUGUCCAGGACGCGCAAGGCGGAGACGCGGCGGGUGUGGCCGUGGAGCAUGCUCAUUCCGCUUAUGGAGGAUGAUCUCUGGCUGCGGCGGGCGACAGUGGAGAUCCCCGCGGACCCCCCUGGCAGCGAGGGGUGGAACUCGUAUGAGAAGAGCCACCUGGUGAUGCCUCUGGACGAGUUCGUGCAGCACCCUGCUGUCUCGGACCUGCUGCACAAUGGCGCCACGUUCCAGGUGGCGGGCAUAACGCAGAACUCGCUGCUGCCAAACGCUCGCAUGCUGCGGCGGUGCGCACACGCGUACAGGGAGUCGGGCGAGCGCAUUCUGGACCUUGCCAAGGCGCGCCUAGCAGCGAUGCUGCACGUGGGGCUGUCAGAGGUGCAUGAGCAGUCGGCUGUGCUCUUUGCCGCCACCAUCGGUCGCUCCAUGCACUCUGCUGCUCACACCGCUCAGAAGCAGUCCCGGUUCGCGCUCUCCCUGUGGCAGAACUACAAGCGCUGUGUGAAGAUGCAGCAGGACAAGUACAAGGUCCGGCGGUCCAUGGCCAUUGCCCUGCUCGGACCAGUCAACUUCUCCCAUGAGGAGCGCAUGAGCAUCAAGAGCAGCACGUUGGCGCGCAUUCGAGAGCUAAACUACCUGGAUGUGGAGCUCUUGGACUAUGCUCGCCAGCUGUACCAGCUGCACCAGGCUGCAUUCGCAGAGCAGAUCAAGGCUGUGGUGGGGCAGGCGAACAGGCGUAGGCUGAUGGGAUCAAGAGGAGCAGCACCCAUGGGAACAGACGGAGGGAAUCUGAUGGGAUCUGGUGGGGAAUCUGUAGGCAUGUCAGAGCGGUGUCAGGGCUUUGACCCUGCUAGGCUGAGACAGAAGGCCCGCAGCGGGCGUGUGUUUCGAGAGGAAGCUUUUGAAGAUAAGUUUGCUGCUUUGGGGGACGCUAUUGCUGGUGGUGAAGACAUGUAUGAGGAGAGCCUUUCGCCGGGUACUCUUGUGGCCCACAAUGAUGGUGAUGAGCUGUCACUGUCUGUGAAUGCUGACUUGAGGCAAGACGAGGGGUUUGUCUUGCCAAACCUUGUGAAGAGCUCGAGCCAUUGCCGCCAAUGGGCAGCUGCCCACGGAGGUGACAAAGGCGCAGUUAAAUGUGUUUCGAGUUGA